Jaminaea rosea is the source of this 3555-nucleotide messenger RNA. RefSeq lists its product as hypothetical. Gene Ontology annotation, biological process: regulation of transcription by RNA polymerase II. Bases 480 to 3074 code for a protein of 864 amino acids. NCBI's taxonomy places the organism in Eukaryota, Fungi, Basidiomycota, Exobasidiomycetes, Microstromatales. The transcript has 4 exons. Gene Ontology annotation, cellular component: nucleus. The record is from RefSeq and is a predicted model, not a curated record. Gene Ontology annotation, molecular function: RNA polymerase II cis-regulatory region sequence-specific DNA binding; DNA-binding transcription activator activity, RNA polymerase II-specific.
CACCCACUCGUCAUCGUGGACUGGACGUCGUGCCGUGCUGUGCGAGGUCGUCAUCACCGCCAUCACCGCCAUCACCACCACCGCCACCACCACCAUCACGCGCCCUUCCCCCUCGCCCCUCGCACGCACGCAAGCACCACGUUCCUGGCCGCCGCCCUCGCCUUUCCCCCUUUGCUCUCACAGUCAGUGGAUCACCUCCCUCCUCGCCGUCUCCUCGCCGUUCCUGGCAACGCAAGUCCGCACGCACGUCCGCACACACGCCCGCAAUCACAAUCGUCGACGCCCACUCGCCGCCCGCCCAUAAUCGUCCCCUUCUAAUCACACCACAGAAGGCGAGGCGCCCAUCGCACUCGAACCUAAUCAAGUCCAUACGCACGCAGCACGCCGCCGGAUCGUUGUCCCCACUCGCUCCCUAUUCCCCUGCUCCUCCUCCGUCUCCUCUCACGCCACGCUCCACGCCGCCCCACGACGGGGCCGCCAUGCCAAAGAGCAACGCCGACUCAGCGUUGUCGUCCUCCUCGUCGUCGGAUCGCCCUCCCCUCCCCCGCCUCGAUGGCAGCCGAGACACGCCCAAUCGCCUCCCCUCCUUCGUAGCCGACCGUCUACCCCCGCUCGUCCCACGCGACAUUACUGCACCCACACUCCCAUCGCUGUCAUCCCUCACCGACGAGCUCAGGGAUAAACGUCCCCUCACACGGUCCAGGUCCAACUCGCUACGUCGCGCUGCUUCCACUAGCGGGGUGCCGCCCUUGGAGCACCACCACCACCACCACCACCACCACCACCAUGCCUAUCGUACUCCCGGCCCUCAUUCCUACUCGCCGCCCGCAUCCGACCGCCGACUGAGCGCGCAAUGGGCUCGCGGGCAGAGCGAGGUGAGGAGCAUGGACGAUGCCUUUGCCUUCGGAUACUAUGCGGCGACGGGACCAGGUCACGCGGGUCGACCCGCCCUCCCACCUUCCAGCGCCACUUCUUGGUCCUCCUCCAGCGGUACGGGCACGUCCCUACCCCCGCUGUCCAGCAUCACGAGCUCACUCCCCUCCCCUGCAACUCCUACUGCUCCGAAUAACUCUGCAAAGAGGGCGAGAGGGUGGGGGGAGGAAGAGCAGCACGCGCUGCGUCGGGGAGGAUGGGGAGAGGAAGAGGCGCACCGACGUAGUGGAGGAUGGGACAUGGAUGGGGCUCAGAAGCGAGUGUGGGAGGACUUGUCCGUUGGUGAGAGGCAGGAGGCUGUGCAGAGGGUGUUGCAGAGGUUUAUGCGUAGGUUGGCGGCCAAGAUGGGUGAUCAGGGGAGCGUUGUGGACGACUUCUUCGUCACGGUAACCUGCAGCCACUCCGGCGUGGCCCAAAAAUCCUACGGCCACGAGAAACGCUUCCUCUGCCCUCCUCCCAUCGUCCGCGUACGCGGCCCAGGCUACACAACGCCCUCUGCUACCCCAUCAAUCGCCCGCCAGCUACGCAUGACGAUCCUUCCCGGCGCCGGCGGCGAACAAAACGCCCACGAGCUCGCCGUAUCCGAGGACGUAAUCCUGGACCGCACCCUGCAAGCCAAAUUCGGCCAUCUCCACGUCGGAGGAUCCACCUCGGCCGCAAAGACAUUUCGCCUUCGAUUCGACAUGAUCGCUACCGAUCGCGGCGGGCAGCAUGCGUGGAAGUCGCCGCGCCUCUCGGGCUCGUACGCCGGAGCGGAUCGUUACCCCUGGCUCACCUGCGAGAGCGAGCCCAUCGCUGUGAUAUCCAAGCCGUCCAAGAAGACCACAAAGGCCAAGACAUCGAGCAGCCAAAUUACCCCGGACCUAGCCAUCUGUCUCUUUAAUCGCGUCAACUCGCAAAACGUCCGCACAAAGUACAUGGCCGUCGACGAUGGCCAGCUCUCGGCGCGCAACGACUCGUGGACCACCUUCCACAUGCGUCCCGUCGUGACCGCGAGCAGCGCAAGCAGCGCGAGCAGCACGAGCAUCAACGACCCCAGCGCCGCACUCCACGCGACCGACGCAGUCACCUACGGGUCCAUCGUGGUCCUCGAAGCUCCCGGCCGCGGAGCCGUCAGUGAUCCGAUGGUGGUGUGCAAGGUCGACAAGGGCAAGAUCAUCGUCCCUGCCGCAUUUGGGGGGACGGCACACGCGCAGGCUAGCUCGUCUGAUUCGUCCUUUGACGGGCCUAUCAGCCAGAUGCAAAAGGUAGCCUUCAUGCGCUACGACCCCUCGUCCGCCACGUCACGCCACGCAACCCCAUCGCGCCGCUUCCUCUGCUCCUCCCCUCCCGAGCCCUGGUGGAGCACCGACACCAAUGCCACGCUCGCCAACGCCACGCCCGCCAAUGCGAGCGCCAGCACCCACACCGCGCAGGCAGCUCCCAUGCGCACUCCGGACGGCUCCACCUCGUCAUACACCCCUCAGCACGGCGUCGUCGGCGCCAAUCGCGGAGAUGCAGGGAUGGUCCCGACCCCUCUCACCUUUAUGCCCCCCGGCCGAGGCCCCAACCCAAACGAGCCUGCCCCCGCCACUCUCGGCCCACGCGACGCAGAUGUGGCCAACGACGCCUUCUGCUGGAGUGUAGUAGGCGCAGCUUCCUUCCACUUCUCCUUCACGCAAAUGGGCCUAUCAGUCGAAUCGGCAGGCGAAGCCCCUGCCCCGCAAGACCCGCCUGGCGUCCUCCCUUCGCUGUGCAAUGUCCCCCGCAUCCUGCACGAGGCGCAUGUCCUCCGCCUGGAGGGGGAGAGACUCGCUCUCGGCGGGCCUGGGGUAUGCUGGAAGGUCUGGCUAGGAGGAAUGGGUCCCCUACCGCAGAUGGCGGAGAGCACCAGUCUCGUGGCAGGGUACGGAAGCGGGGCAGCCGUCAACGCCGUGACUGUGCUGGAUGUCCGACUCCCGGCACUCGAUGCGCUACUACCUUACUGUCGCUCCCUCCGCGCCGUCGCAGAGGAGGACGUAGCAGCGACUCUGCCCACCUCGUUGCCCAUCGUCCUCGUGCGCGACGUGGAUGGGACCAUCGUCAAGACGGCUUACUCGCUGGAGCUCUUUCGCGGGCAGGAGGGGCGAAACAGUCUUGCCUUGGCAGUCGUGGCUGGGUGAGCGUGAGAGGAGGAGGAGCGCAGGUCGCUUCGCUCGCACGCGUACUCGACUCGACUCGACUCGACUCUACUACCUGGCUACCUCGCACCGACCUCGGCCUUUCCCUUCAAACCAUCAGCACCGAUAAUACAGUCGUUUCCUCACCGGCGUGGAUCGCCAAGUCAAUCAAGACCAAGCGGACACGCACGAUCACUUUGUCGUUGCGAGACCUCUCUCACGCACACGCACACGCACGCGCACACGCACGCGCACACUCUUCUCUCUCUCUCCCUCCGCCCCUCUAGUGUCUAUCUCUCUCUCUUGGCCUCUUCGCUCCUCUAGUUCUCGCGAUCCUCUAUUCUUUCGACCCGAUAGUCCUUCCUCGCCUCCUCGCCACCGCACCGCACGCGCCGCCUUCAUCUCGGCCCCCCUACCCCUUUUUUUCCAGCCUCGUUUUCUCACUAAUCGCUUUCUCCUCUAAUUUCGAUUCCUUGAUCAAUUC